Danio rerio (zebrafish) is the source of this 2147-nucleotide messenger RNA. It is a transcript of the gene nlk1, whose product is annotated as nemo-like kinase, type 1. NCBI's taxonomy places the organism in Eukaryota, Metazoa, Chordata, Actinopteri, Cypriniformes, Danionidae. Gene Ontology annotation, biological process: regulation of signal transduction; MAPK cascade; signal transduction. Gene Ontology annotation, cellular component: cytoplasm; nucleus. Gene Ontology annotation, molecular function: ATP binding; protein kinase activity; protein serine/threonine kinase activity. The record is from RefSeq and is marked validated.
CUCCCUCACUACCGCUGUUUCCAACAGCUGAUUUCUAGAUCGCGCAGAGGAACACGGCGAGAGAUUUGGGGUUUUGGAUCCUUGGCAGGUGAAGGAUUUACCGCGAGUAAAAAUGCAGGAAAAGCGCUGCGAUCCUCCAGCGGCCGACAUGAAGAACUGAGCUCCGCCGCCGCCGCUGCCAUCAGCUCCGAGAGGAUGGCUUUCCAUGGAUCCACUCGGCCGACAGUGUGUGGUAACUUGUUCCCAGCAUCAGAGUUAGGCCACAAAUAUUUUUGUGUCAACACCACAGCCGGCACUACCUCAACGGGCCUCGGCGCAACACCAAAUCCGACUGGGCCCAACGCACCUGCUGGGACUCCCAGACACCCGGCGUCUCUCGGGGGCAGCGCUGGCGGAGGGGCGGCCAUCCCGCAACCUCACAGUAACCCAGCUAGUGAGGUGCCAAGUCCUGCUGAAAUGGAGCCUGAUCGACCUAUCGGUUACGGGGCGUUUGGAGUGGUCUGGUCUGUGACUGACCCUCGGGAUGGACGCAAGGUGGCUCUGAAGAAAAUGCCCAAUGUCUUCCAGAACCUGGUCUCCUGCAAACGUGUGUUCAGGGAACUCCGGAUGCUGUGUUUCUUUAAACAUGACAACGUGCUUUCUGCCCUUGACAUUCUCCAACCUCCACAAAUCGACUGCUUUGAGGAGAUAUACGUGAUCACUGAGCUCAUGCAGAGUGACCUACAUAAAGUCAUCGUUUCCCCUCAGCCUCUCACCACCGAUCACAUCAAGGUGUUCCUCUACCAGAUACUCAGGGGACUGAAGUACCUGCACUCAGCAGGCAUUCUCCACAGAGACAUCAAACCAGGGAACCUGCUGGUCAACAGCAACUGUCUGCUUAAGAUCUGUGACUUUGGCCUGGCACGUGUUGAGGAGCCGGAUCCCUCUCGUCACAUGACCCAGGAGGUGGUGACGCAGUAUUACCGUGCUCCAGAGGUGCUGAUGGGAUGCCAGCAUUACACUUCAUCUAUAGAUGUCUGGUCUGUUGGUUGCAUCUUUGCCGAGCUGCUGGGCCGACGGAUUCUCUUCCAGGCUCAGAGUCCCAUACAGCAGUUGGAUCUAAUCACUGAUCUCCUCGGGACUCCUCCUCUUUCUGCCAUGACGUCUGCAUGUGAAGGAGCUCGAGCGCACAUUCUCAGAGGACCCCACAAACCACCGUCAUUGUCUGUUCUGUACAUGCUGUCAGAUGGGGCAACACAUGAAGCCGUUCAUCUUUUGUGCCGAAUGCUAGUUUUUGAUCCAGCCAAGCGCAUCUCCGGCAGUGACGCUCUGUCUCACCCGUAUCUGGACGAGGGUCGUCUUCGCUACCACACCUGCAUGUGCAAGUGUUGUUACUCUGUGCCCAGCGGGAGGGUUUACACCCGAGACUUUGAGCCUCCUGCGGAUCGACCGUUCAGCCACAACUAUGAGCAGAGCAUGCACUCCGUCUGGCAGGGCAAAGAGCUCAUCCAUCGUUUUAUAACAGAGCACCAGCAAGGCAAACGAGUGCCUUUGUGCAUCAAUCCCCAGAGCGCAGCCUUUAAAACCUUCAUCAGAUCCACAGCCUGGCAUUCAUCAAAGGUAUCAAGGAAAGAGGAGAGAUGAGUGAUGAGGUGGACUCUGGGAAGUGUUGAUCAUAGAAGCGAGCUUGCAUUGGAGAUGAUUGAAGAUGUUCUUGAUGGAUCACACACCGCUUUUUGAACGAAGUCUCAGCACUCACCGCAUGGGGGGGUUUCUCCAGAAAACACAUUUUUCCAGUUCCACACAACACUUAAACGAAAAAAAAAGAGGUUCAGAUGCUGCUGAGAACACUUUUAUACAGAAUGUGUGUGAUUGAGGAUUAUGGGAAAUAGUUUUUUUCCAUAGGGAAAAGAAAAAAAGAAUCUCAUGGAUUGUUGAAUAUUGAGCCAACAUCAGUGUUGUGCAAUACAGAUUUCUGGAAUAAUGCAAAUAUGACGAGACUGCGCUGACCAGCAUCAGAUCAGUGCCCACAAGUCCUCAGCAUCGCCCCUGCGGCCAUCUCUAUCCUCCAAACUCUGUCCAUAGACUUUUAUCACUGUGUUCCUUUUUGCGGGUUCCUUAUACUUAGAAAUUCUGCUAACCAAAAGUACUUCAAGUCUUCUUACUUU